This is a messenger RNA of Komagataella phaffii GS115, 702 nucleotides long. RefSeq names its product CFEM protein. The record is from RefSeq and is a predicted model, not a curated record. Lineage: Eukaryota; Fungi; Ascomycota; Pichiomycetes; Pichiales; Pichiaceae. Bases 1 to 702 code for a protein of 233 amino acids. The transcript has a single exon.
AUGCAGUUUACUUUCGCUUCUACCUCUGUUGUUGUCUCACUGAUUGCUGCUCUCGCUAAGCCUGCUGUUGCCACUCCACCGGCUUGCCUGUUGGCCUGUGCUGCCGAGGUUGUUAAGGAAUCAUCCGACUGUGAUGCCUUGAACAACAUUCAAUGUAUCUGUGAGAAUGAAGGAUCAGCCAUUCAUGCCUGCUUGGAGUCAACCUGUCCCGAUGGAUUGUCGUCCACUGCUUUGCAGUCUUUUGAAGAUGUUUGCGAGAGUGUCGGCACUGAAGCUAACCUUGAUGAGAGCUCUUCAUCUCAGUCCUCAUCAUCGUCUUCUUCUUCGGAGUCAUCAUCGUCUUCCGUGUCAUCAUCAUCCUCUUCCGCAUCUUCUUCUUCCGAGACUUCCUCUUCCGUGACUUCCUCUUCCGUGACUUCCUCUUCCACUGCAGUCUCUUCCAGCACCGAAUCCUCUUCAUCCGUUGAGCCAUCGACUUCCCACUCUUCUUCCCACUCUUCGUCUGAAGUCUCCUCAACUGUCGCACCAACCACCAGUGUUGCACCAACUACCAGUUCCAUCACUACUUCCAGUACUUCUUUGACAUCAGCUACUACUUCCAGUGUGACUAUUUCUAUCGAGCCAACUAGCGACGCUGCUGACAAGGUUAUCAUCCCAGGUUUGGCUGGUCUAGUCGGUGCUUUGGCUGUUGGUCUGAUCUAG